Molecule: messenger RNA, 7603 nt
Organism: Erinaceus europaeus (western European hedgehog)
Lineage: Eukaryota; Metazoa; Chordata; Mammalia; Eulipotyphla; Erinaceidae
Gene: VPS53
Product: VPS53 subunit of GARP complex
Exons: 22
Coding region: 364-2865 (833 amino acids)
Biological process (GO): retrograde transport, endosome to Golgi
Cellular component (GO): GARP complex
Source: RefSeq, a predicted model, not a curated record
UGGGGGCGAUGGCAGGGGGGUCACCUCCUGACUUUGACCCUAGGCUCCUAGUAGAAGGAUCGUGGCUUUAGUUGCCGCUCUCCCUAACUGGGGUUCCGGCUAGACCCCCAGUGGGGUUCCGGAGACGCCGAGGUAGGCGGGGACGGCCGCAGCACAGAGCGGCCCCGGGAAGCACCUCCUGCUGGACACCAGAGCCGGCUCCCGUCUAUCCCAGAGUGCCCCGGGGCCCGGAAGUGCCUGGGUUUCCGGAAGUGGUCGCGAGCUGACAGCGCCGAGAUCUGGCUGCGCGCUUUAACGCUGGGCUUGCGGUGUCUACUGUAAACCUGACUUCAGGCCCGGGCGGACGUCGCCGGGGGUGGCGGUAUGAUGGAGGAGGAGGAGCUGGAGUUCGUGGAGGAACUGGAAGCCGUGCUGCAGCUCACGCCUGAAGUGCAGCUUGCCAUCGAGCAGGUAUUUCCAAGCCAGGACCCCCUAGAUCGAGCAGAUUUCAAUGCUGUGGAGUAUAUCAACACCCUGUUUCCAACAGAGCAAUCUUUGGCAAACAUAGAUGAGGUUGUGAACAAAAUUAGACUGAAAAUAAGGAGGCUGGAUGACAACAUUCGAACUGUUGUAAGAGGUCAAACAAACGUGGGGCAGGAUGGAAGGCAAGCACUUGAAGAGGCCCAGAAAGCUAUUCAGCAGCUCUUUGGCAAAAUCAAAGAUAUCAAAGACAAAGCAGAAAAAUCAGAGCAAAUGGUUAAAGAAAUCACUCGCGAUAUUAAGCAGUUAGAUCAUGCCAAACGCCACCUGACCACCUCAAUCACAACGCUGAACCACCUGCACAUGUUGGCAGGCGGCGUCGAUUCCCUCGAAGCCAUGACCAGGAGAAGACAGUAUGGAGAAGUUGCUAAUCUUCUUCAGGGAGUGAUGAAUGUUUUGGAGCACUUCCAUAAGUAUAUGGGAAUCCCACAGAUCCGGCAGCUUUCAGAAAGAGUGAAGGUUGCCCAGACUGAAUUAGGACAGCAAAUCCUGGCUGAUUUUGAAGAAGCAUUUCCUUCCCAGGGUACCAAGAGGCCAGGAGGACCCAGCAACGUCCUACGAGAUGCAUGUCUGGUUGCUAAUAUUUUGGACCCCAGAAUCAAACAGGAAAUCAUUAAAAAGUUUAUUAAACAGCAUCUGUCAGAGUAUCUAGUACUUUUUCAAGAAAACCAAGAUGUUGCCUGGCUUGACAAAAUCGAUAGACGCUAUGCCUGGAUAAAACGCCAGCUUGUGGACUACGAGGAGAAAUAUGGCCGUAUGUUUCCACGUGAGUGGUACAUGACCGAGAGGAUAGCAGUAGAAUUUUGCCACAUUACAAGGACAGAACUUGCCAAGAUUAUGCGUACCAGAGCUAAGGAAAUUGAAGUGAAAUUGCUUCUUUUUGCUAUUCAGAGAACAACUAACUUUGAAGGGUUUCUGGCAAAACGCUUUUCUGGCUGUACCCUGACAGAUGGAACCCUGCAGAAAAAACUCGAUUCUCCAUCACCGUCUACCAAUCCCUUCUUGGAAGACGAAUCAACACCAGAGAUGGAAGAACUGGCCCUAGAGAAAGGAGACUUAGAUCAACCAAAGAAGCCCAAAGUCCCGGAUAAUCCAUUUCAUGGCAUUGUAUCCAAGUGUUUUGAGCCUCACCUCUAUGUGUAUAUUGAGUCCCAGGACAAAAACCUUGGAGAGCUGAUAGAUCGGUUUGUGACAGAUUUCAAAGCCCAGGGACCACCAAAGCCCAACAUGGAUGAAGGGGGUGCCGUGCUCCCCAGCUGUGCUGACCUCUUUGUCUACUACAAGAAGUGCAUGGUGCAGUGCUCACAGCUUAGUACCGGGGAGCCAAUGAUUGCACUGACCACCAUUUUCCAGAAGUAUCUUCGAGAAUAUGCCUGGAAAAUCCUCUCUGGCAACCUGCCCAAGACCACGAGCAGCAGCGGCGGACUGACCAUCAGCAGCCUUCUCAAGGAAAAGGAGGGCUCUGAGGUGGCCAAGUUCACCCUGGAGGAGCUCUGCCUCAUCUGCAGCAUCCUGAGCACAGCAGAGUACUGCCUGGCCACCACCCAGCAGUUAGAAGAAAAGCUGAAAGAAAAGGUUGAUGUAAGUCUGACUGAGCGAAUCAAUCUGACUGGAGAAAUGGACACAUUCAGCACUGUCAUCUCUAGCGGCAUCCAGUUGCUGGUUCAGGAUCUGGACGCUGCCUGUGACCCUGCCCUGACUGCCAUGAGCAAGAUGCCGUGGCAGAAUGUGGAGCAUGUUGGUGACCAGAGCCCCUAUGUCACCUCUGUCAUUCUCCACAUUAAGCAGAACGUCCCCAUCAUCCGUGACAACCUGGCUUCCACGCGGAAAUACUUCACUCAGUUCUGCAUUAAAUUUGCAAACUCCUUCAUUCCCAAGUUCAUCACCCACCUCUUCAAGUGCAAGCCAAUCAGCAUGGUGGGAGCAGAGCAGCUGCUCCUGGACACGCACUCCCUGAAGGUGGUCCUGCUCGACCUGCCUUCCAUCGGCUCACAGGUGGUGAGGAAAGCACCUGCCAGUUACACUAAGAUUGUGGUCAAAGGCAUGACCCGGGCGGAGAUGAUCCUUAAGGUGGUGAUGGCCCCUCACGAGCCACUGGAGGUGUUUGUCGACAACUACAUCAAACUCCUUACAGACUACAACACAGAAACCUUCCAGAAGAUACUGGACAUGAAGGGCCUGAAGAGGAACGAACAGAGCAGCAUGCUGGAGCUCUUCCGCCAGAGGCUCCCCACCCCACCCUCAGGCCCAGAAGGCUCCGGGUCACUGUCCCUACUGGCUCCUACCCCAGAGCAGGAAUCAUCUCGCAUCCGAAAACUCGAGAAAUUAAUUAAGAAGAGACUGUAGAAGCAUACAAGGGCCUUUUUUCCUCUGGCUGAUAGCCCUCAGUGCCCCAUCCCCUGAAGAUCCCAAGCCUCCCCUGUGCUACUUCUGCUCCUGGUCAUCAGGCUUGAACAUGGAUUGUCGACAUGUCUCGCCCAUGCCCCAUCCUAACUCCUGUCCUGAUCACAGGGUGUUUAAAAGGCAACGUAGACGGUCUCUGAUUCCUGCAAUAGAAGCAGCAGUGGGUGGAGGUUCCUGCAGACCCCUUGCUGUCCUGGACUGCUUGUGAGGGGUCCAGUUGUCAGUAGCUCUGGGGCCUCACCCUUACAGUCACAUUCUGAGAACUCGGCCCUAUUUCCAAUUAGGCUUCUGUCCAGGCAGCAUGGAUGAAAAAAACCUGGGCCUCCCCACUUGUUCUGUCUGCCCCCCCUGCAGCUUGGCCCUCUGGCCCUUGGGCUGAGCCCCAGGGCCCUACCUGACAAAGUGGCAGGCCGAAGGUGUAGGAAAUUCACCUUUUCUUGGGAAGGUAAUGGAAGCCUGAGCGUCCCUCAUGUAUAUUCCAGCUUCCUUGUAUAUAUUUUACUUCUGGUACUUUCCAUGACUUGGACAAGUCAUCUCUGUGUUCACCCAGAUUUCUCAGAAAUCUCCAUCUCCUUCAGUAGAAGUCAAAGGAGUAAUUCCCUCGAUAUCACACUUGGUAGGACUGCGUGUGCGUCAGGUGGGGGUGUUCUCUGCCCCCUGGCCCCCAGUUAGGCAUGGAGGCGGCAGACCCUCACCUGCCCGGGGAGAAGAUUCUGCUCAGCAGUGCACCCUGCAUGAUGUAAUCAGAUCUCCCCCAUCUCUUCACCCCCAUUCUGCUCCUGACUUAGAAGGGAGGGCUUGCCUUUUCCAGGAAGUUUGCCAUGAAAAACUGUCUUGGGCUUUCUCCUCAGGUGAAGCAGUGGGGCAUCCAAGACACCUGGAUCCUCUGAUCCCCUCCUACUCAUCCUUAACCCCCAAGAAUCAGCUGAAACAGGUGCAGGUGCUGUUCCAGGCGAGAAUGGCAUAUCACUUCAGUACAAAUAACACUGAGCCCGGCCCUGCUAGUAAAACGCCUUGACCCCAUCCUGUUUGCCAUGGGCUCUUGGCCCAGCAUGGCUUUGCAGAAGAGAACGUCACACAGUACUGUUUCAGCCCUUGUUUCCUGCAUCCUGAGAGCAGGCAGUGUAUCAUGUUGUUACCCUGACUCACCUGGGUCACUGGAAACUAAGCCUCAGGUAACCGUGACUAGGGCCUCAGGGUAACAACUGCUAUCAGAUCAUCAUUUGUUCAGGAGUUGUGAGCAGUUUGUUGGCCUGGUCAGAAGGGAGCUCAAGGGAAAGGCAGAAUUCUUUCAAAGAAUGCCUGUGGCAGGCUUUUGGACAAGCCUAUCAAAUAGCACCCCAAAAUGAAUUUUUCAGGCUAGAGGAAGUUUCCUAGAAACCCCUGAAAAUUGAACUGGAAACUGCUUAUUUCUCCCCUUCAUGUCUUCCUCUUCAUGAUAUAGCCUCUGCUCUCUCCCCUUCCUCCUUCAUCUUAGUCCUGAUCCUGGGCCUCACUUCUUCCUCUGCUUCUACACCAUUCUCACUAGUCAGUGUGGCAUUCUGGUGUGGAACAUCUUAAACUCGAGAACACCAAGAAAGUAAGCUGUGAGAGAAAGCUCCAGCCGUGAGCAGAGCUCUGUGAGGAGGAGAGGCUCAAGAUCCAAGAACGAGGCAGGGAGGUAGAGAGGGACUGGCCCAGCCCUGGGCUGCUCAACAGGCAGAGUGAUUCCACGUUGCCCAAACAGACAUCGUGCUGCUCUGGUAAAGUUACAUAGCCUACUGAUUGGGGUCAACAUUCCUUUCCUACUCUUGACAAAAGGGGCCUGUGGGCCCAUCUCCAAACAGAAAAGCCACUUUUGCCAUCUGUCAUCAACCUGGGGAUUCAAGAAAGCUAGGGGACUCCUGCACCUGGUUCUUGUCACUCUUGGUAUUUACAGAUCCACACUUUUGGCUCGUGCACAAGAAGUCGUUUUCUGCACAUGUCUACGAUGGCAUUGAGAUGUCAGGCUGCUGUCUUUCCCCAGUUGGUGGUCACAGCCAGGGAAGUUGUGUUCUUGAUUUAUUACAAUGUCAGGAGUCUCCACGGAGCCAACAGAUGUCAGUAGGAGUUAUGUUCACUGUUUUGUCUGAGGGGUCUGAAUGCUGUUUAUGCAUCCUGUAAAGACAGAGCAUGCUUGCCAACUGGGGAUAUGCAUCAGAAUUGCCUGGGACCCUCUUUACAAAUAAAGGUGCUUGGAGAUUCUAAAUCAGUAAGUCUGGAGUGGGGCACAGCAUGGAGGUUUACACAUUUCACAGGUGAUCACAACGUUGACUCCUUGUUAAGAAUUAUUGCAGUAGAAAGAAUUUUGCUUUAUUGAAGGUUUUCCAUAAGACAUCUUCAUAAAUGUUUAUUUUUUCUUUGCCUCCCUGAGUGGACGUAAUGAGCAUAUAAUUGAGCUGGUACCAACCUGGUAGUGAUUUGAAUUUCUGUGAUAGUCAGCAUCUGUAAUUUUCAGCUUGGGUUUAUGGCGAGGAGCAUGCCAGAAAUCAUGUUGUCUCAACACUCACUGACUAGGCUCCUUCCUAUCUCAAUGGCCAACUUCCAAACUGAAGACUUAUUUAUUAUUGCCAGUUCGAAAUAACAGAGAAGUUCUCACUGAUUAAAAAUAAAAGUAUCUAGCAGCUUUCUAUUUUACCAUUCUUCCCCCACAUACACACACACUUUCUCUAACCCCUUAGGAAAAAAUUCUUUAAGUCACUUCAUUUGGUUAAAAUAAAUAUUAGUAAGUUAUGAUUGACAAAGACUUGCCUGCCUGUUAUUAUGAGCACACUUCCUUCUAGCUGACAUUGGUGCCCGGGCUGGAGAAGGUUCUGUAUGGACCAUAACUGAAAUAGGGAACAAGUGGAUAGAUGUUUUGACCUCUGAAUUCAGUUCCAGAAUUGAAGCUAUCUAGUACCACUCUCCCUCUGCUUAAUUAACAACCAGCACCUAGGACUUUUCUCACCACUAAGAAAAAAAAGAUGUCUUCUUUCUUAUACCUAGGUUGGCCCCUCGGUGAGGUCUGAGCAGGACAGGAAGCAGACCGCACACCAGCCCAUCCUGCUGGGACCAUGAUUUCUCUCCCCAGAAAGAGGCACUCCAAAAUAACUUUUGCUUAAGGGCAAAAGCAAAGUCUUUCACACUUUGUUUCUAUUCCCAUUCAUAUUAAAAAUUAGUAAUAAUCAAGCUAUCAAAGCUGUACUGGGCCAAUUAACCAACAGCCUUGGAAACAUGGACACGAGAAAUGCUGGUGUUGGCAAAAAGUGCUUUUGCCUGUUAUAGAGCAAAGUCAAAUUUCCAGUCUCAUUCUAGUUUUUGUCAAAAUAGACCCCCCCCCCCCAUCUUCAAAGUUCUAUACCUUUGGGAAAUAGGAAUUUCCUUACAGUAAAGGGCAGGCUCCUUUUGUAUAAAUACUUUUCAUUUUUUCCCAUCUGGAAGUGAUUUCUUGGUGCAUGUUGGAGCGUAAAAUAUGACCAUUAAUUAAAGAAUUACUGGCUGUCAGUUGCUAGAAUGUAUUUCCUCACUGGUGACAGAAAACAGAGUAGACUAUAGGAAAGAAUUAGCCAGCCUGUGUACUUUGGGAUCCCCUCCCCUGACAGCCUAAGGCAGCAGCACACACAGAUAAAAUAUGGAGUUCAUCAGUGAGGCCCUGGCCUGUCCAGCUGUGGCGGGAACCCUCCUGUAAACUCGCAUGCAAUGUUCUGCUUCCGAUCUGGAACCUUCUUGCACUCUGUCCUGUGGACUCGCCCUUCUCCCCCUCGCUGUUUCUGCUUUCUAUGGUGAGUCUUCACCUGCCUGCCAUCCAUUCAUCCUUAGUGAGUAGGUGGGCAUUUUGCAGUGAACUUGGGAGGGGGGAAGCUCAGGGUGUCUAUUAGAGGUGGAAAAUACCUUGCAGUACUUCUAUCUGUUGGACUUGGAGAUCACCCUGUUCUGUACCUUGAUCAUCCCUCCUACCCCGGUUUAAUAGAGGAGCCAGAGAUCUACGUGAGGCAAAAAAAAAAAAAAAAAGGCACACUUACCCAUAACACACCUAGGAGAAAAAAAAGUGCAGGGUGGUUUUCCUGCCAGAUUCUCUUCCUUCUCACCUACUUACUCGGGCAGACAUAGGAGACACUGGUAAGUGGUGAGGUGUGAACAAUGUGUUUGAAACCAGAACAGCCUGGCAUGUGUGGCAGAGGUGGAAGGGAUUUAUACAGAAGACCCAGCCCCCGGCUAUUUAUGGCACUGUCAUUAUGCAAUUCAUUGAACCUCUGAACCUCAGUGUCCAAUAUCGGGGGCAGGGGGUUAUAAUUGAUAGGCUAUAAAAACCAAAACUGGGGGCCAGGUGGUAGUGCAGCAGGUUAAGCACUCAUGGCACAAAGCGCAAGGACUGGUGUAGGGAUCCUAGUUUGAGCCCCCAGCUCCCCACCUGCAGGGGGGUGGUGUUUCACAAGCAGUGAAACAGGUCUGCAGGUGUCUGUCUUUCUCUCCCCCUCUGUCUUUCCCUUCUCUCUCCAUUUCUCUGUUCUACCCAACAACAAUUACAGUAAUAACAACAACAACGAUAAGAAGGGCAACAAAAAGGGAAAAAAAUGGUCUCCAGGAGCAGUGGAUUCAUAGUGGAGGCACUGAGCCCCAGCGAUAACCCUGGAGGCAAAAUAACUAAAUAAAUAAAAAUAAAAAAUAAAUCAUCAAAAGUUCA